AUGACAUUCCCCAACAUCAAGUACAAAGAAGUGAUCAGCUCGACGCUUUUGAAUGCGCGCGAUUCAGGACAAACGAGUGUUUCACUGAGCUGGUACCUGAAGGAAGAGGCCGACUAUAUUGCAUCGACCUAUGAACCCCAUAUCGACUUUGGUGACUUUAAGAGUCAAUGGACACGUCGUAUCAUCGAGAUGGCAAGAGCUUUGGAUAUCCCCAUGGAGAAUGAUUCACCAUCGUGGAAUGUGGUGUUGGCCGCUAUCCUACGACGCAGUGAUGACAACAAAAAUCAACAAACGAGUGCAACACCAUUAUCCAAUUAUACCACUAGCAGCGUGACAGAUGAAACUACCACAACUACAACCUUUCAUACGACUACUACCGCCAGCAGCAGUGAAGCCGCUCGCAAAUUAUCCAAAGCUGAUAUCGACAAGGUCCAACAAAUGUACGAUGAUUUGCAGCCUGACAAGAUGUGGAUUCUAAGCACUGGCAAAACUGUGGAAAAGGAAAUGCAAAAAUUUGCCCAAGAAUGCGAAUAUGAACACCCUGUCCACUCAUUGAUCUUGGACCCUACUGAUCCAUGUUGGAAGGUUUACUUUACACCGCAAGAGCUACGUCAAAUUCAAUCCUAUCAAUCUGUUUCCAUACCCAGCUUUCCCGAUCAUCUCAAGACUUACCUUGGCACAUUUUCAAAGAUGCGCACCGUCCAAGAGAUUGAUGACCAACUACGUGCUAGCCCAAUAUUCAGUUUGGAGAACGCUGAUCUAAGAUGGAUACAAAAGACGAUCAUGGACGUUGUGAACAUGUAUGCAUAUGGCUUUUUCCCCACGACUCGAGAAAGUGAGACCGACUACGUAUACCAUGUUUGGGGGAUGAUACGAUCAUGUUUGUCACCAGCUAGGAUCAAGAUCUUCAGCGGGAUUGACAGCAAGGCAUCGAUUGAAAGGAGGAACAGUGAUCGGCAAGCUGCUGGUAUUACAAGUAUACGGAGGCGACGACGAGGAAAGAAGCCGGACAUGAUCUUCGCAUAUGACACAUUGGAACUUGGAUGCACGGAGGCAGGAUUAAGUGAUGAUGGGCCAACUGGGACCAAGGAAAUCAAGGAAGGUGUGCUCAAGAUACCCAAGGAAUUGAAGAACAUGCUUUUACGACUCGUAGCUGUGGCACCGCAAAAUCGAUAUGAUAUCAGCACCGUUGGAUUUGUUAUUUCAGGCUUACAGAUAUCAAUGCUGGUCAUGGAUAUACCCUGUGGCUAUGUAUGCCGUCUCUCAAGGACUGAUCGUUACGCGUUCCCUAUCUCACCUGAUUUUAUGUCCAAGCAAUUGACGCCUAUCCUACAAUUGAUUUAUUCAGCCAAAGAAUUGAUGUUGAACACCAUCGACAAACUUCGAGCGAGCAAUACUGUCCCCGUCAGUUUUAUAUCCGGAGUCGAUGAUACGCCCAUUCCACCUGCUUUUGUUUCCCCAUCCUCAUCCACAACCACGUCUUCUACUUCAUCCAGAACGAGGAAACGUAAAUCACCCAAUGCCAAAUAA
Lichtheimia ornata is the source of this 1530-nucleotide messenger RNA. RefSeq lists its product as uncharacterized. NCBI's taxonomy places the organism in Eukaryota, Fungi, Mucoromycota, Mucoromycetes, Mucorales, Lichtheimiaceae. Bases 1 to 1530 code for a protein of 509 amino acids. The transcript has 7 exons. The record is from RefSeq and is a predicted model, not a curated record.